Molecule: messenger RNA, 1062 nt
Organism: Solanum lycopersicum (tomato)
Lineage: Eukaryota; Viridiplantae; Streptophyta; Magnoliopsida; Solanales; Solanaceae
Product: long-chain-alcohol O-fatty-acyltransferase-like
Biological process (GO): lipid metabolic process
Source: RefSeq, a predicted model, not a curated record
AUGGAUGUAAAUGUCGAGCUCCAAAAUUUCAUCCGAGUAUGGUUUGCAGCUAUUGGAGCUUUAUGCUAUUGCUACUACUGCGUAACCCGUAUUCCUAGCGGCGUCCUAAGGCUUCUCUUUGUUCUUCCCAUUGUCUAUUUCUUUCUCAUUCUCCCUCUCGAUCUAUCUUCCUUCCAUCUUGGUGCCCCCACAAUUUUCUACCUCGUCUGGCUCGCUAAUUUCAAGCUGCUUCUCUUUUGUUUCGAUCGAGGGCCUUUAUCCUCUUACUCUUCUUUACCUCUUCUUCAUUUCCUCUCUAUCGCCCUUCUCCCGGUUAAACCAACCUACAUUAUCAGAGACGGAUUCAAAAUUUCAUCAACUCAGUCGGUGCAGAGUACCGAAAGAGCACCUGGUUUGUUUUGGGGGAAAAUAAUCCUGUUGGCAGCUAUUAUUAGAGUAUACAAUUACAGAGAACUUUUACAUUCAAAUGUUAUUUUGGUUCUCUAUUGCUUACAUAUUUAUCUAGCAGUGGAGUUAAUCCUUGCAAUCACAGUUAUCCCAGUACGAGCUCUUCUAGGGCUAGAAAUUGAGCCUCAAUUCAACGACCCAUACAUCGCCACCUCACUUCAAGACUUUUGGGGCCGUAGAUGGAACUUAAUGGUGCCGGGGAUUUUACGUCCGGCGGUGUAUUUUCCUGUCAGGGGUAUUUUAACCUCUUCUUUAGGGAAGGAAUUAGCCAGUUUACCAGCAAUUUUUGCUACAUUUUUAGUUUCUGGGUUAAUGCAUGAAUUGAUCUACUAUUACCUCUCCCGCGUGAGACCCACAUGGGAAGUGACUUGGUUCUUCGUCUUACAUGGAAUUUGUGUGUGCAUAGAGGUUACCGUGAAGAAAUUUUUUCAUGGCGGCUGGCAGAUGAAUAGGGUGGUUUCCGGUGUAGUCACAUUGGCGUUUGUGGCUUGGACCGGUGAUUGGCUAUUUUUCCCACAGAUUAUUAGGAAUGGGUUAGACCAGAAAGCCAUUAACGAGUACUACGUUAUGGUAGAUUUGGUCAAAGAUAGGCUGCUGCCAGUUUUGGGAAUUUAA